AUGUCCUUCGUGGACCAUUUAAUCCACGAGUUAUCCCACACACCCUUUGCAAACUCAAAACAACUCAUGUUAACCUUACACUGUCUAUUCCCAAAUGACUUCCUCCCAGCUCUCGACAUUCUAGACCGCAAACUCGUGCGAAUGGUACGCGUAGGUACACGCACCGAGGAUAUUUUCCUCGUGACAUCAACCUCACCACCGUCACGAAAAUCGGCUUCUUCACACCAGCAAGACAAAAGCUACGAGGUCCGGCUACGCGCCUGGAAUUGCAGCUGUCCCACCUUCGCACUAUCUGCAUACCGGGACCAACCUCCCGUCACAGACGACCAACCCAGUACCACCGAGGGAGAGCAUGUUAACUACCCGUUUGGCGGGACUUUGACUCGUGACACAACCCGAAGUUUAUCUCCGGUUUGCAAACAUAUCCUAGCUUGCAUUUUGCAUGCACGGUGUCCAGAUCUGUUCGGUGGUGACAGUAUGUUCGUUGUAUCUAUGGAGGAGUUGGCUGGCUGGUGUGCUGGAUGGGGUGGUUGA
Messenger RNA from Penicillium soppii, 534 nucleotides. RefSeq lists its product as uncharacterized. Lineage: Eukaryota; Fungi; Ascomycota; Eurotiomycetes; Eurotiales; Aspergillaceae. The record is from RefSeq and is a predicted model, not a curated record. The transcript has a single exon. Bases 1 to 534 code for a protein of 177 amino acids. Gene Ontology annotation, molecular function: zinc ion binding.